AUGGCUUCCUCUACUGAUUUAUCGCGGGAAAGCUCGCAGGAUGGGCUAUCACGGAACCCCAGCCAAGAUAGCUUGCCUACACCAUCUUCCGUAUUGUCCGCUACCGAUUUAACGCCCACGGCCAGCAAGACAGUUCCUCGCCAUCAGCUUACAGCUGAACUUUCUGGGUUAUAUUCCGAGAUUGUCGCUGCGAAGUUGUGGAAGGUAGCUCAAGAAUACCUGAAUAACGGAAACGCUCCAUCUCAUUACCCUGAGUGGACUCCAGAAGAUGGAGAGACUCCAGGACACUACAAUACCAAGGAGGUCAAUUUCUGGACGUGCGGCUUUUUCCCCGGGAGUUUGUACUGCCUUCUAGAAAGAUACAUUAGAUAUCCACUGUAUCUACCUCUACCAAACAUUGACCGCCUAAUGUUCCAUACAGAGUUGCUCACUCUCUGUCGCACUUGGGCCGCUCCUCUUCACCAGAUGGCCAAGAGAACUAACACGCACGAUCUUGGAUUCAUAGUCCAGCCUGCUUUACGGCAAGAUUGGGAGCUAACGGGUAACUACGACAGCCGUGCUUCUAUAAUGACCGCUGCGAGUAACUUGGCAUCUCGAUAUGAUGAUAGAAUGAAGGCAGUCAGGAGCUGGGAUAAAUCUGUUAGCACAAGAUAUAACAUUACAGAUAAGGACACUAAUUUUCUAGUCAUUGUGGACAGCAUGUGCAAUAUGGAUCUUCUAUUCUAUGCUGGGCACCACUCAUCAAACCAGCUUCUAUCAGAUAUUGCCACAAAUCAUGCCCAUUUUGUCAGGCGGAAUCUAAUUCGAAAUGACAACUCUACGUGGCAUGUCGCCAACUUUGAUCCCCGUGAUGGAUCUCUAAAGACGAAACAUACUCAUCAAGGAUACAGCGACGAUUCGACGUGGUCGAGAGGUCAAGCAUGGACCAUAUUAGGCUUCACGCAAACUUACAUCUGGACAAAGGACCAACUAUUCUUAGAUACGGCUAUUCGACUAGCAGAGCACUUCCUUGAGCGUUUGCGCAGCGUAAAACACGCAUACCCUUUUGUUCCCCUCUGGGACUUUGAUGCGCCCGUGGGUGAUAGGCUGCUGCGCGACUCCUCCGCCGGAAUGAUUGCCGCCAAUGGCCUUCUCCUUUUACAUCAAAUCCUGGGAGAGGGAUCAAGCUACUUAAACGAUGCUUUACGCAUUGCAAGGGAGACUAUAGAUAUGUGUCAAGCCACGGAUCCGGCACGACUUGUCGCAGAUGCCGACUCCAAAAUCAAGGCCGAAGGGGUGGCAUUUGACUGCAUCUUAAAACACGCAACAGCGAAUAAUAAUGAAUACGCUCUCGUGAGAUACAGUGACCAUGGUUUGGUGUAUGCUGAUUAUUACUUCCUGGAAUUUGGGAACAAGUUGUUGAGAAUGGGUAUGGUUUAG
Messenger RNA from Trichoderma asperellum CBS 433.97, 1419 nucleotides. Lineage: Eukaryota; Fungi; Ascomycota; Sordariomycetes; Hypocreales; Hypocreaceae. The record is from RefSeq and is a predicted model, not a curated record.